Molecule: messenger RNA, 261 nt
Organism: Saccoglossus kowalevskii
Lineage: Eukaryota; Metazoa; Hemichordata; Enteropneusta; Harrimaniidae
Source: RefSeq, a predicted model, not a curated record
AUGACUAGCACAGUAGUUGAAAGUUUUGUGGAUGCAAAGAUCGAAGAAUACAAAGUGGUCGUGUUCUCCAAGUCGUACUGUCCUCGCAGCAGAAUGACAAAAGCAAUACUGAGUAAAUACGAAAUAACAAUGGAAGUGAUAGAAAUUGAUGUACCUCGUGUGUUCUUUAAUGGUGAAUGUAUCGGAGGAGAAUCUGAAGUAACUUAUUACGAAAGACAAGGGACAUUCGAACAAAAGCUGAAAGACGCAGGAGCUUUGUAG